Molecule: messenger RNA, 372 nt
Organism: Striga asiatica
Lineage: Eukaryota; Viridiplantae; Streptophyta; Magnoliopsida; Lamiales; Orobanchaceae
Source: the annotation of a GenBank genome assembly
AUGGAUUCUUCGAAAACGAAAAUUCUCGACGGUGAUGAAGAAUGUAGCAGCAGUGAGUCCGGCUGGACAAUGUACAUAGCUUCAUCACCGGACAUCGAUAAUGCAGACAACCUUGAAGAAGAAGAGGAAGCUGAUGUCAGCUUAGGUAAGCAGGGCUGCAAGAAGGACGAUGAUGACGUGGACAGCGAUGAUGACAUGGCUUCCGAUGCAUCAUCCGGCCCGAUCGAUCAGAACCGACAUUUGUACAAAAAUGGUGCUUCGGCAGUCGGCCAUGCAGGAAAAAAAGAUGAAAAGAGAAAGUCUGCUACUGAUGAGAAAAAAUAUGAGAAGCAAAAAAAGCAUCAUGAGAGGAAUGGAAAAGGAGAUAAGUAA